AUGAAGUACUUGAAAAUCCAUGAUUUGUUGAGGGACCUUUGCUUGAGAGAAGCUGAAAAGGAGAGGUUUUAUCAUGUGGUUGGGCAACAUAAUCCUCUAGGCUCGUCUAUCCAACGCCGUGUAGUUAUUCCGAGAAACACUUCAGAGAAGGAAGGCCUUGAUGCCAUGAGAUCUACACCACAUGUCCGUUCCUAUCUAAGUGAUUAUGAAAGAGUUCUAUUGUUGCCUGAUUUAAGAUUGUUGAGGACAUUUCGAGCAUAUGACAAAUUUUCCCAUCCAAAAAAUGGACAUGAGUAUUCCCUGAGAGAAUUGUUCGAGUUGGUUAAUUUGAGGUUUCUUGCUAUUUGUCAUAAAAAAGGUUCCCAACUUCCUUCUUCAAUCAAUCACCUCUGGUGCCUUCAGACAUUAAUUCUUCAUCCUCUACCAAUCCUGAGAUCUAAGUCCUCAGAAAACAAGUAUGUGCCGGUUGAAAUUUGGAACAUGUCUCAACUUAGGCAUGUCGAUUUCUAUGUUUAUGGCUGGCACAGUGGUGGAGGAUUGCAUCUCCCAGAUCCUCCGAGUGACAACAUUGUGAUCAUGGAGAAUCUACAAACCCUCAAAGGAGUAAUAAAUUUCAAGUGUGAUGAGAUGAUGGUUCGUAGAAUUCCCAAUAUUAAGAAAUUGGGACUAUUUUUCAUCAUACCUAAGGGAAUUGAUUCUGGUGAUGAUGAGGACUAUUGUCUCCACAACGUUGAACGUCUGCAAAAGCUUGAAUCUCUCAGUUGCAAAGGCCAUGGGGAAGGCCAGUUCCCCAGUCUCAAAUAUUUGAAACUUGUCUCGUGUAGUGGCUUGGAAUGGUGGAUGACGGAGAGCUCUCACUUCCCAUGCCUCGAGCACCUUAGUCUUUACAUGGUAUCUUUGAAGGAGUUCCCUUCAGAACUUGGUGAAAUCCCGACACUGAAAUCCGUGAGAAUGCAUCAUUGCAAUGAAGAAUUAGUGAUAAGUGCGAGGAGAAUGGUUGCGGAACAAGAGGAAUUACAAGGAGAAGAAGAAAUAUCUUUUAAAGUUUCCGUUAUCCUCAGCGAGAGCUACGAUGAGGACCAUUUUCUGAUGACCUUAGCAAAUCGCAACUUUAAAGUUGAAAUAGAGCGUUACUCGUGA
Molecule: messenger RNA, 1140 nt
Organism: Salvia hispanica
Lineage: Eukaryota; Viridiplantae; Streptophyta; Magnoliopsida; Lamiales; Lamiaceae
Source: RefSeq, a predicted model, not a curated record